AUGGAUAGCGAUGAGUAUAAAAAAGAAGUUGAAGCAAAUGUAAAGGCAGAAAAACUUUUACAGUUGCAAAACCAAACCGUACAGUAUGAAAACUUAGCACAAGAAAGUAAAAAUAACGACGCAGCCAUGCAAAAGGCAAUGAAAAGCGCAGAAUAUAUAAAAGCUAACAAUGACUGGUUAGAUGCCCAAGCCAACGCCAAAGCAGCCCAACUUAUAGGGUCAAUAAGGACAAAAAUACAAGCGGAUGAAGACAGUUCAAAUGAAGCUUUAACAAAUGCUGACUUUAAGAACGCCUUCGAAGCUCUUCAUAGUAAGGUGAAACAAGUGAACGACUUCUCAUCUGGAAAGAAACUGAAGUCUGAAGGUUUCGACAAAGAGUUAAAAGAAGUAGCACAAAAUAUGACGAAAAUAACAGAUGCAGCAACGAGACAGGCAGUUCAAAGUGCCUAUGACGCCGUUAGAGCAACUGUUGUGGAAAGUCAAGAAAAAGAGUUACAACAGACCAAAACAGACCUAGUAAAUGCUUUCUUAAAAACGAAAAGUCAGGUAGGACAUUAUGCUGCAGAUGGAACAUAUGUGCCAGCUGGUGGAACUUAUAUACCACCAAACCCUCCAAGAGAAGCACCUGCACCAGGACUACCUAAAACAUUUACAUCGUCACAUGGACACAGACACAAGCAUGCACCAAAACCAACACAACAACCAACAGUUCAAAAUCCAGCACAACAACAACAACCAGCACAACAACCACCUCCACAACCAGCACAGCAACCAACAGUUCAAAACCCUGCACAACAA
This is a messenger RNA of Trichomonas vaginalis G3, 798 nucleotides long. RefSeq names its product protein of unknown function, DUF4106 family. The record is from RefSeq and is a predicted model, not a curated record. The transcript has a single exon. The annotation marks the transcript as partial. Lineage: Eukaryota; Parabasalia; Trichomonadida; Trichomonadidae.